UUGUUUGUUGUUGACUGUUGAUGGGUGAGGGAAGGGUUAGUCUUAUGCCUAAUGUCUGACGUGUGUGCGUCUGAGAUGAGGCGGCAUUGUGCAAGUUUAGGUUAUGUUUGGUUUUAAUUAUGAUUUCUGUGUUUAUUUUUAGCAGUAAAUUCACUCCAAUAACAAUAGAUCAUGCCGAAAACUGAACUUUAUAAUGAGUGUUAUUGAUUAUGAGACGAUUUUUAUACCAUUUAUUUGCAAUAAGUAACUAUCCAUUGUGUGUUAUUGUACUGAACAGAGAAAGGUUGACUAGGCUAUUGAGAUGGCGUUCAAUUAUAUAGUAUCUCCUAAAGUGUUCAAAGCACUACAAACUGUUGAUAUCAAUGAACUUUCAAAAUUUACAACCAAGGAAAUACGACCCAUUUUACCUUGUUUAGUAAGAAUGAGUUUAAUAUCACCCUUGGAUUCAACAAAAGAAUGUGCAGAGGGUAGAAAAGUUAUUUUGACACUGCUCUCAGGAAUUGAAUGGGUCAAUACUAUAGUUGCAUUAUUAUCUAUAGAUUUUCAUGGACUUGAGUUGGAUGUGAAAAAAGAACAGAUGUUGAGGCAAAAACAAGGCAGCGCAGUAACCGACAGUGCACUGGUGCAGGUACAAGAAGAUGGAUUUAUAGAGUUUGAACGUACAGAUUCCACCCGAAGACUUCGCCUCGUCUUGUAUGAAAUCCUCAUGAUACAGUAUCAGAGGGGAAGCACCGGCGAAUCAUUCUUGAAGCAGUCGGACAUCUUUGACAACUCCGUGUACAUACCAGAGAUAUGUGAUGUCAUCAACAUUGCCCUUGCAGAGCUGCCGGCUCUCCUGUCAGUCCAAGACAUGGCAGAGACUUUACUCAGGGUGAAGCACGGGCCAGAGAUCAUAUGUUGGAUGGUAGCCAACGCUCCUGAUACUUUCAACGAAGUUACCACAAGCCUCAUAACCAACGCGGACACGCGAGAUGAGGACAACGGAGGGAGUAGAAUACGGGCACAGACCCUCAACAUGCUGUGCCAAAUGAAUCCAUCCCAAGCACUUGCCGUUCGUGCUAAAUGUGUCGAGAUGUGUCGUAUGCCCGCCUUGGCUGUCACGCUGACCUUGGAGCAUGCUGGGCGUGGCCAGAGAUUUGAUGGCAAGAGUGGUGAUGUGGUUGCGUUCGUUUCUGGCCUCCUGCUCGGCAACGAUCAGCAAGUGCGCAACUGGUUUGCAUCGUUUGUGCGCAGCCGGCAAAAGCAGCGACAUAGGGAGAGCAGUGCGACUAUGCAAGCAUUGCGCGAUGAGUUGAUACAUCACCUACAGGCUAUGACACUGUUCUCAGUAGACAACCGACUGCCAGACAGCUGUGUGGUGCAGGCAUCAGCUCUGCUGCGGCUCUACUGUGCUCUCCGGGGCAUCGCUGGCACCAAGUUCCAGGAAGAGGAGAUCUCCCUGAUAGUGCAGCUGGUGACGUCUCACCCACCCCCCUCCCCAGCAGGGGUCAGGUUCGUUUCGCUCGGCCUCUGCAUGCUCAUCGCUUGUCCGUCGCUCAUCGCAGUACACGAGCAUGAGAGCAAGUGUAUAGAGUGGGUACGCUGGCUCGUCCGGGAGGAAGCCUACUUUGAGAGUGCCAGCGGUGUGACGGCAUCGUUCGGUGAAAUGCUGCUUCUGAUGGCUAUUCACUUCCAUAGCAAUCAGUUGAGCGCAAUAUUUGAACUAGUAUCAUCCACUCUGGGCAUGAAGGUGCCGAUACGACACAACAACAUGACCCGCAUGAAGCAGAUCUUCACGCAGGAGAUCUUCACUGAACAGGUGGUAACGUCACAUGCAGUCAAGGUCCCUGUCACAGUGAAUCUGAGUGCUGACAUCACAGGGUUCCUGCCUGUCCACUGUAUACACCAGCUGCUCAAGAGCAGGGCGUUUACCAAACACAAAGUUCCCAUCAAGGACUGGAUAUACAGACAGAUAUGCUCCAGUGAACCUCCACUACAUCCCGUGCUGCCGGCCUUAGUGGAGGUUUAUGUCAACUCCAUCCUGGUGCCCAGCGCCAAGGCUCCCCUGGAGAACAACAACCAGCCCAUCGACGUAGAGGAGAUCCGGAGUGUCUUCCGCAACACACUGACACACGGGUCGGAAAAGCAAGGCAAGACAGCAUCUCUGACAGCCCAACUGUUGCUACUCUACUACCUACUACGUUACGAGGAUGUCCGCAUGAACCUACAAAUGGGCGGUGGGGACAAGGUCAAGAGCUAUUCCACAGAGUUUCUGUCAGAGCUGCCCAUCAAGUAUCUCCUGCAGCAGGCCCAACGCAACCAGCAGAGCUAUGCAGGUUUGUUCUCCCCGUUGUUGCGGCUGUUGGCUACUCAUUUUCCACACUUGUCUUUGGUCGACGAUUGGAUUGAAGAGGAACAACAUCCGAGCUCCAGAGAGGAGACUACUGCGCCCACUCCAGCCGCCAUCGUUGAAGGUCUGAGCGCCAUGUCCAGCUGUCCAUCGCACACAGGCAAGUUACUCAAGAAACUCUUGGAAAUGCCGGCCACACAGCUGUGGCCACACGUCAUCACACUCGUCAAACACUUCCGGAACACUCUGGACCCUAGUGUGCCCAGCUAUGUGCAGGAGCUGUACAGACAAGUGUGGCUAAAGCUGAACACUGUGCUGCCUCGGUGCCUGUGGGUGCUCACUAUUUGUGCGUUCAUGUACGAGAAGCCACUUCUGCCGAGGUUGACGAUAACGCAGAACAUUGUCCUGGAUCCGCUGCAAGUCCUGCGCUGGGACGCUAGAGCAUUCAGGUCUGCCGCAGUACUGAAAGUGCUGUUGAGGGUACUUCAGGCGUCGCUGGCGGCCUCGCGGAACCAGCUGGUGAGGCACCAGCGGGACACGACUGCGGUGGACUGCAGAGUGACUGAGACUGAGAGGGAGGAGCUGCGUACUGCGCUCGUGGCUGCGCAGGACAGCUGCGUACUGCAGAUUCUACUAGAGGCGUGUUUGGAGUCCUCAGAGGACAGGGAGACUCCUGGACAAUUGUGGGCCCUGAGGGAAGUGCGAAGUAUCAUCUGUUCCUACCUCCAUCAGGUGUUCAUCUCUGAGCCUUCGCUGGCAAAACUGAUCCACUUCCAGGGUUAUCCCAGGGAACUGUUACCAGUUACGGUGAAAGGUAUUCCCUCAAUGCACAUCUGUUUGGACUUUAUUCCCGAGCUGCUCAGCCAGCCGUCGUUGGAGAAGCAGGUGUUUGCCGUGGACUUGGUGUCGCAUCUCUCGCUGCACUAUGCACUGCCAAAGUCCAUGAGUGUAGCUCGACUGGCCAUCAACACCCUGUCCACUCUUGUCACAGUGCUGUCAUCAGAAAACCGUGCUGAAUUGUUUGUGCCGACGUUGCCGGCACUGGUGAGAAUCUGCGAGGCGUUUCCACCAUUGGUAGAGGACGUAGUGAGUCUACUGACACAGGUGGGCAAGGUGUGCCUGGCCGAGGCAUGCUCGCAUGGCAACUACAAGCCUGCCAACCUCAUGCACUGGCAAGCGGUCGCAUCCGACCAGACGUCCGACCACAUUCUGGUCGGAGAAAUACAGCGCACUUUUGUCAGCAUUCUCAGAUAUGCCAUCCUCAAAGUGAAAGUCUAUUAAAAUUAGUCUCAUUGUCUUCAAUGUCAAAACUGUGAUGAUUUUUGUUUGUUAAUACAGCAUGUUGGAUUGAUCAAAACAAUCUUAAAGAAAUCUAUUUGCAAUCCGAUACGGAUUUUUUAUUAGUAAUUAUUUUAUUAGAUCAAUAUUUGUACCUUGAGAUGGAGCUUUGUAAUCAUUUAUCAAAGUUUUAUUUGUAUUUAUUAUAAAUGUAAAUAACGCAAGUAUUUUACUGAUUUUGUAUUUAUGUAUAGUGUAAAAUAUAUGUAUAAAUAAAGUUUUAGUGG
Messenger RNA from Homalodisca vitripennis (glassy-winged sharpshooter), 3894 nucleotides. It is a transcript of the gene IntS2, whose product is annotated as integrator complex subunit 2. Bases 302 to 3610 code for a protein of 1102 amino acids. Gene Ontology annotation, biological process: snRNA 3'-end processing. Gene Ontology annotation, cellular component: integrator complex. NCBI's taxonomy places the organism in Eukaryota, Metazoa, Arthropoda, Insecta, Hemiptera, Cicadellidae. The record is from RefSeq and is a predicted model, not a curated record. The transcript has 18 exons.